GGGGCAAAGUGACAGCAUGAGUGCAUGUUUUGUGUGUGUGAGAGCGAUAAGAGGGGGGGAAGAGUCAGGGUUAUCUGUGAGUGCAUGUUGCCACUCUGUGUCUACAUGUGGGGUUUGACAACAUAUGUGGCCCAGCGCAUCGAGAUGUACAUGUAAGGAAAAAUCAGUUUUCACUGAGUGGACAUGCGGCUGCCUGCACGUUGAUUGGACUCCAUUCAUUUUGUUGCAUUUUUUUUUCCCUCGGAGUAUUUUAAGCUACUUCUUUUUUUCUCUUUUUUAAAUUAGAGAGUUAAAAAAAACACAAAAUCAUUUUGUGUUUUGUUUGGAGAUAAGUUUUCUACUGUUAGGUUUUCAUCAAAAGCUGACGUACUCCCACUCCUCAGCACUGCGUAGGGCUGAGUGGGCGAGGGGCCUACCUGGAUUACUGGGAGCUUAGAUGUUUGUGGGGCACACAAACAGGAGAAAAGAGAGACUGAAAGAGAAGAUAAAGUGACAAAGACAGCUUGAAGAUGUACCUGUACAAAGCAACAUGCCCGGAGAUCCCCAACCCGAAGCAGAAGAAUUCCAGGAAUCCUGGUGGAGUCGGAGUCCCGACCCAGGGCCUGGGUCAGGGGAGACUGAUCAAGCAGGUGUCCAUGGGGCCGGGGUCACAGUCUUAUGCCCCUGUGAUGCUGUGGGCCACAAACAAAGCCAACAAUGCAGGGCAGCUCAAACAGCUGGAGGAGUUCCUGAACUUCCAUUCGCUGUCUUUGCACGACACUGUGAGGAGUCAGACUGGCAUGGUCUACAGGAACCUUGGGAAGUCUGGGCUCAGAGUGUCAUGCUUGGGAUUAGGUACAUGGGUGACAUUUGGAGGACAGAUAACAGACGAGGUUGCAGAGCAGCUAAUGACCAUCGCCUAUGAGAGCGGAGUCAACUUGUUUGACACAGCCGAGGUUUACGCAGGCGGCAGGGCCGAAAUCAUUCUAGGAAACAUCAUCAAGAAGAAAUGCUGGAGGCGGUCAAGCUUGGUGAUCACAACUAAGCUUUACUGGGGAGGAAAAGCUGAGACAGAAAGAGGAUUGUCAAGGAAGCACAUUAUUGAAGGUCUGAAAGGUUCCUUACAAAGGAUGCAGAUGGAGUACGUAGACGUAGUUUUUGCCAACCGCCCAGACAGCAAUACUCCUAUGGAGGAAAUUGUUCGAGCUAUGACCUACGUGAUAAACCAAGGCAUGGCCAUGUAUUGGGGGACGUCUCGGUGGACAGCUAUGGAGAUCAUGGAGGCGUAUUCGGUGGCACGGCAGUUUAAUUUGAUCCCUCCGGUGUGCGAACAGGCAGAAUAUCACCUCUUUCAGAGAGAGAAAGUGGAGGUGCAACUCCCUGAACUUUAUCAUAAAAUAGGAGUUGGCGCAAUGACUUGGUCACCACUAGCGUGUGGCAUCAUUACGGGAAAAUAUGAAAACGGCAUCCCAGAAUCGUCAAGGGCCUCAAUGAAGUCGUAUCAGUGGCUGAAGGAGAAAAUAGUAAGCGAGGAUGGAAGAAAGCAGCAAGCUAAGCUGAAGGAGCUAAACCACAUUGCAGAGAAGCUGGGCUGCACGUUGCCUCAGCUGGCUGUGGCAUGGUGUUUAAGAAACGAAGGAGUGAGCUCAGUCCUUCUGGGAACAUCCAACCCUGAGCAGCUUACAGAGAACCUCGGGGCCAUCCAGGUCCUCCCUAAGAUGACCUCUCACAUUGUGUCGGACAUUGACCACAUCCUUGGCAACAGACCAUACACUAAGAAGGACUAUCGCUCUUAGAGACCGGGCUGAUGGACCGACAAGAGGUCUACUGACGACUACCUAACUUCACCUACACCUUGAACCCUCCUUGGUUCAGAGUUCAGAUCCACAGCUCUCUCCUUGGAUGUGCCUAACAAGCCACAGACCACUCUAGCCGGAAACGGACAACCUUGCUACAUCCAACCAUUGCAUUCUGUAACUAUCUUCAGCCGAGACUUAUGGUUCGAUCAGCUCUACCGUGUUCAUCUCAGGUGCAGUCCAGCUUAGCCAAGAAAAGCUCAGACUUUCCAUGGCCUCGACCGCAGCUUAGUCGAUCAAAACUUUCCACCACCAAUCAAAGGCAUUUGCUACUCAGCUAGCGUGCAAAGAUACAGAAAUAGAACUAUGCAGAGACCAGAGUAGCUUAGAUCCAACAGCAUGCUUAAAUUAUUGAAACACUAGACCCACUGCUAGAAAAGGUUAAAGUUCUGAUACUCAUUUAUGUCGAGAUUUUAAUAUGUUUACUACUACAUCUCAUUUUUAGAGAUAUUAGACUCCUCAUUAACUCCAGAUGGUUCAUGAAGACAAAGAGACAUUGCAGAACUAUUUAAAAUUAAAGUGCCUUUUUUAAGUGCACCUUAAUAAUUAAUCAGAAAACAUAUAACGCUUGUAUUAACAGUUCAUUUAAGCACAAAAUUCAUAUUGCAAACAUGUUUUGUUUCAUAGAAAAGUACUCCAGUAGAGGCACCUUAUGUAUAGAAAUUAGACAAACCUCAAAUGAGUAGAGACCUCAGAUGCAUGCUGAAACAAAUACCUUAUUCAAACCUUUUAUUAAUAUGCCAAACAGCGUAGCAAAAUAAAUUACCAUAAGCGCUUCAAACUCUCACCUCCUUCGUCAGAGGUGCCUGCUAAAGUCCUGGGAUGAAACAUCUUCCAGUAGUUACCAACAACAAGGUGACUCCCUCACACGUCUUGCAAAAACAAGCUUUAUGAAUAUAAAUAAGACCUCGACACUCAUCGGCUCAACUCGUCUUUAAAAUGCCUUCUAAAUGCAAUCGAUCCCUAUAUUUACAGUAGGCUAGUGAAUAGAUAUUUCUGGCUGCAGAUCCCUGAGUAUAGCAACAACCAGAUGCAUGUUUCUCUGCUACAGUGUGCCUCCUUCUUCUUUUUGAUAAGUUUUUGGUCAAAAAUGCUGCAAGCUUGUCUGCUGUGUGACUCUGGUGAAGCAAGCGGAUUGUGGUACCAGAAAGAAAAAAGAAAAAGAACUGGACUCGAGAAGAAAUGGGCAAACGUGACGCAUGUCGCCCUCGUGUGGAAAUUUUAAGGAACUGCAGACAUCUUCCACAAAACGGAGACGAGUAAAACAUGUGGAUUGCUCAGCUUAAAGUCACAAAAGAAAAAGAGUAUUUACUUGUGAACUGAAGCAGCAUCACUAAUUUCUUCAAAGAGCUUUGACUGUAUUAAUGGAAACAAUUUAAGAUAUUCGAGGGGGAAAACACUGGUUUUAAACCACAAUAUGACGGAAUAAGCUUGUCAUGUGUGGAAAAUAAUUGUUCUAAACUGCUCAUAGGAUCUAAAAGUCUAUUUUGACAUUUGAAAAAAAUAGCUUGUUUGAGGAUGUUAAAUGUAUAUAUAGAGGUUUAAGGCUAAUCUUGUUACAUAAGCAAACUACAAGAAGCCUGUCUUGCAUAUGAGGGCUUUGCUGUACUGUAUGAGAAAUCUAUAAAUGAGAUGUAAAUAGAGAUAUUUUAUUGCUCACUGCACAUCACAGAGAUUUCAUCAUCCUCGCUCAGAGUGAUUCGACAGCCACAAAGUCUUCAUUUUUCUCUCCUCAAGGAAAUCCAAAUGUAGUACGAAUUGUUUCCCAUUUGUGAAGUUAACUAUGAACUGGCCUGAAUUAGCUUUUACUUAGUUAUGUAACAGGUUUAAUGAUAAACACCAAACUCCUGUCGUAAUCAUUCAUAUUCUGACUUUUCAGUAGUUUGUGGCAGUUGCCCUUUAUGUACUCCCUUAGUUCUGUUUCAUCUGGAAAAUAAGCCAUCGUUGAGAUGAGUAGAAAAAGAUGUUGGCCAGGUUUCAGCUGAGUCACGGUCUUGUCCUUGGUGUCCAUGUGUUGACUUGCAGCACAGUCGGCCUUUAAAUCUCAGUAGCGAACUGUUUUUGUGCUUGACAGAUGGUUCCACACUUUGAGGAGAAAUGAAAAGCAGCCUUUGUCUUACAUCUUACUUUGAGACGACUGCCUCAGAAGGAUUACGAACCCUGGACCUCGCAAACAUUUCAAAACAAAACUGAUUUAGGAAGAAAAGAACUGGGAAUUUGCUGAAAAUAUCUAAUCUUUUUUUUUUUAAGACCUGUAAAAUUUUUUGUCAAAUUGUGUGAUUUUAUGUUUUUAAAUGGGAUCCCAGAGAAAGUGAUGACGUGACAGGAAUUAACCUGGUGCUGCCCCUCCCCAACUCGUUGGUGGUCAGCUGUCUAAAUAAAGGAUAUUGUGCUUUUUCCUAAUUUACAAGAAAGAGAAAUGUAGCUGUUUUGAAAUUUGUGAAAAACACAAGCAGUCAUCAUGAAACUUAAGUUCUCCACAUACGAGGUUUGUGUUUAAAUGUUUGGAGGAAAACCUCUUUUCUUUACAUAUUAUUCCAAGGAGACAGACUUUCUGGUAAUCUGGUCUUGAUCAAUAUUUGAUUCAAUUUUCUGAAUGCCUUCGUUUACAAAGUUUUCUUUUGACUUUAUUUGCUUUUCUACACAUUGUCGGCUCAAUACUUGAAACUGAAUUCUAAUCCUUAGAAACUUAAUAUAUAAAAAAGAAAACUCCUACGUUAAAGAUAAGAACUGGUUUUGUCAACACAUUUGAUCAAAUUGGACAAAUUGAAUCUUUAGGUGUUGUUGGUUUCAAUGAAAAAGUAUUCGAACAAAUAAGAAAUGUCACUUUUAGCCCCAACAAGGUAAUUCUUAAAAAGGCAGUAAUACUUCUAAGACAGUAGAUGAUCAGCAAAAGGGUGAUGCCUUUAAUCGGCUUGUAAUUGUUUUUUUCUCUUACUUUUAUCUCCACCUGACCAUUUCCCUGAUUUUUAAUGACGCAAUAAGAUUCAUUUACUCAUAGUCAGACCAAAUGUGUGAAAACAUCCAACAAAAAGACCUUCAGAAAGUUUGAAGAUCUCUUGAUCUACACUACAAAAAGUCUCCAUCACUGGAAUUAAGUGAGAAAUACAUUCUGGCUGGUUUUAAGUGUCUGUAUUUAGAGUUUGUGUUCAAGUCGUCACUUUGCUCAUCAGUCUGUUAGACUGUGGCUGCCUGGUAGAGUGCCUUCACCCCGGUCCUAAGAGAUACAUUCAGGGAUGUCUUUCAUUAUAAAGUUGGUAUGUGGUGCAUAGGUGUUCCUCUGAAACAUGUUGGAAAAUUACUUAGCAUUCAGUAUAAUGGUUAUAUACUUAAAUGAGGUUUGUUAUUUCAACAAAGAAUUGUCAGAACAUUACACUCAGAACCAAAACUGCAGCUCUAAGGCAGAAACUCUCUGAAAGUAAAGAUUAACCGCAAACCUUAGCUUGUAUUUUGUCUGUUAACAUAGCAGAAAAUUGUAUCCUGAAUUUUUAUUCCAUCUUAAAUAGAUUUGCUUCUUGUCCCUGAGCUUCACAUUGUUGGAGUAGAUGUGAAGGUGAGUGCACAGGAAUAUUCACGGUAUAAGGAAAAUACUAGAACGAAUAAAAGGUAAGGUUGAAUAAUAUGAAAUGCAGUGUAAUUAGUGCAAAUUGUUUUAUGACUGGCUUAGGGAAAAAUAUCCUUGAACCACAUAUUUGAACACUUUAGUGUUUCUUAUCCACCAAAAAGUAAAAAACAUCUAGUUCCACAGACUGCAGCAAGCUGGAUUUCAAAGCAGUGAAGCCAUUUAAAAGAGCUGAUAUGGGCAAUAUAACAGGUAGACUCACUGGCUGCUGGAUGCAAGAGCAAAAUAUUUCAUUCAUCAGCAGCUACGCAACAACAAAGAACAAAAAGACAAAAUGGAACAAAGUAAUUGAUCCAGUAAUCUUAAUUCUAAUUUAGUAAAAUAUGAUACAAAAAUCCCCCAACAUUGUUCCAGUCAUUGUUUUCCUCAUGUGCCGUUCUAAGCAAGUGUACUGUCUCUUUGCUGACGAGUGCUCUCUCUGUAAAUACUCUAUAUGAAUGUGUGAUAAUAAAUACAUGUAUUGCCAAUGAAAA
Molecule: messenger RNA, 5930 nt
Organism: Xiphophorus maculatus (southern platyfish)
Lineage: Eukaryota; Metazoa; Chordata; Actinopteri; Cyprinodontiformes; Poeciliidae
Gene: kcnab1a
Product: potassium voltage-gated channel subfamily A member regulatory beta subunit 1
Exons: 14
Coding region: 510-1775 (421 amino acids)
Biological process (GO): potassium ion transport; negative regulation of delayed rectifier potassium channel activity; transmembrane transport
Cellular component (GO): juxtaparanode region of axon; cytoplasm; extrinsic component of cytoplasmic side of plasma membrane
Molecular function (GO): potassium channel regulator activity; transmembrane transporter binding; voltage-gated potassium channel activity
Source: RefSeq, a predicted model, not a curated record